This is a messenger RNA of Hansenula ciferrii, 1857 nucleotides long. It is a transcript of the gene MRN1, whose product is annotated as Mrn1p. The record is from RefSeq and is a predicted model, not a curated record. Lineage: Eukaryota; Fungi; Ascomycota; Saccharomycetes; Phaffomycetales; Wickerhamomycetaceae. Gene Ontology annotation, biological process: mRNA splicing, via spliceosome. Gene Ontology annotation, molecular function: mRNA binding. The transcript has a single exon. Gene Ontology annotation, cellular component: cytoplasmic stress granule. The coding region runs from base 1 to 1857 and encodes 618 amino acids.
AUGCAAUCUGUUCAAUAUACUCCUUAUGACUUACCAUAUACCCCUCUAGUCGCUCAACAUUUAGUUGUCAAUUCACCUCAUGUUAAUAAUCAAUUUGCAAGAUUUCAACCUCAAGAUUAUCAUCAAUAUGCAGAUUCUGAAAAUUUAGAAUAUUUAAAUGCUAAUGGUGGUGCUCCAGGUUAUCAAAUCAUUUCUAAUGGUAUCAAUGGUGCUCCAGUUGGUGUUCCAGGUGGUCAAUCUUACCAAGAUUAUGAUUCAUAUAAUCAAAUUCCAAAUCAUAUUGCAUUUAAUGAUAAUACCGGUGGAAUUUCUUCAGGUCAAUUAGGUCCAAAUGGAAUCAAUGGUUACAAUGGAUAUCCAAAUAAUAUUAACGGUGGCUCAGCACAAUCUAGUGGUCCUAAUGGUGCACCAAUUGGUGUCAAUGGUAUGGGUCUUUCAAGUAGUGGAAAUAUAGAUCAAGGUGAAUUUUAUAUGGAUGGUCAAUUUAAUGAUUCAAAUGGUAAUUUACAAUCACAAUUUAGUGGUGAGUCAAAUAAUGGUGCUGGUGCAAAUGGUGAUUAUCAAAAUCCUUUAGGUUCAAACCCUGCAACUGCUGCUUUACAAGGUCAUCCUUUAGCUCAAAAUGUUGAUGUAGCACCAAGUAGAACUGUUUAUUUAGGUAAUGUUCCAAGUGAUAUUACACCAAAAGAAUUAUUAGAUCAUGUUAGAAGUGGUAUUAUUGAAAAUGUUCGUUUACUUUCAGAUAAAAUGUGUGCAUUCAUUUCAUUUUUAGAUAAAUCGAGUGCUUUAUUAUUCCAUUCAGAUGCUAUUUUGAAAAGACUUACAAUUAAAGAUAAUGAUAUUAAAAUUGGUUGGGGUAAAAAUGUUCCUUUAAGUUCUGUUGUUUUAAAUUCAAUUCAAAGAGAUGGUGCAACAAGAAAUGUUUAUAUUGGUAAUUUACCAAAAACUAUAACUGAAGAACAAUUAAUCAAUGAUUUAAAUGAAUAUGGUCAAAUUGAUACAAUUAAAAUUCUUGCUGAUAAAGGUGUUGCAUUCAUUCAUUUUUGUUCAAUUUUAAGUGCUAUUAAAGUUGUUACAAACUUAAGUUUAAAAAAUGAAUUUUAUGCUGAUAAAAAAAUCUUUUAUGGUAAAGAUAGAUGUGCAUUUAUUACUAAAACUCAACAACAUAAUGCUGCUCAAUAUUUAGGCUUAGCACCAGGUAUGGAACAUUUAGUCACAAAUGCUGAUAGAGAAUUCAUUUCAUCAACUUUAUUACAACAAUCUGCCGCUGCAGCUGCCAUUGCAACUACUGCAGGUGGUGCAAAUAAUUUAGGUAAUAGAACCGUUUAUUUAGGUAAUUUACCAAAAGAUAUUAAAAUUGAAGAAAUUUGUAAUGUUGUUAGAGGUGGUCUUUUACAAAAUGUUAAAUAUUUACAAGAUCGUCAUGUUUGUUUUAUUACAUUUAUUGAUCCAAUUGCUGCUGCUCAAUUUUUUGCAAUGUCACAAUUACAUGGUUUAACUAUACAUAAUAAAAGAAUUAAAAUUGGCUGGGGUAAACAUUCUGGUCCAUUAUCAAAUGCUUUAACCCUUGCAGUUAGUUCUGGUGCUUCAAGAAAUAUUUAUAUUGGUAAUAUUGAUGUUAAUAAUCCAAAAUUUUCAAAAGAACAAUUAAGAGAAAGAUUUUUAGAAUUUGGUGAAAUUGAACAAAUUAAUUAUCUUCUAGAAAAAAAUUGUGUCUUUGUUAAUUUUACAAAUAUUUCUCAUGCAAUUUUAGCAAUUGAUAAAAUUAAAAUUGAUGAAGAUUUUAAAAAUUUAAAAAUUAAUUUUGGUAAAGAUAGAUGUGGUAAUAUCCCACGUCAAUUUGUUAAUCAAAAAUAA